AGAGAUUAAAAACAAAGAAUCUACAGUCUUGAAUGACUUUAAUAAAUUGAUGAAACACUCGAACACUUGUUUAUGGGCAGAAGUGCUCGAAUUGGCGGUAGAAACGCAUUGAUUUGUGCAUAAAUCAAUAAUAUUAAAUUAUAUAACUCCUUCCAUGUCCGUUGGAUAAUAAUCAGUUGUUUUGUGCAUAAUUUUCAGUCUCUUUUGAUUGUUUUAGCUAGUGUUUGCUGCCGUCUGUCCGCCGUCUGUCCGUCUUCAUCUCGAUCAAAGUUGAAUGUUAAUGCGAAUUGACGUCAUGCUAUUGUGACAUCACAGUUGUGACAUCACAGGUGUUACCGACUUGUUUCCACUAUUGUUUACAUAGGGUGAUAGAUAACACAGUGGAUACUCAACGUCCUCAAGGACGGGAGUAACCACAAAAAUCAUUUAACAGAAAAGAAAAAAAAGAAAUGGGGUUGCGUUUGUGUUAACUUUUUAGGGAGGACACCAGAAAAAAGAGAAGCGUCAUUAUGUGAAACUCUGUCAAAUGUUACAUUUGUGGUCUGUGUUUUUAUAGGUGUGGGACUCGAAUAAAAGCAAACUAAAUGGAGAAUCUAUCAUCAUUAGGAAGCCAAAACGAUGCAAUUCAGUUUUUCAAUGAAUACCUAAACAUUGCACGACAAACUGGCAACAGGCAAGGCGAAGCUAUUGCUUACCGCAAAUUGGGAGAUUUCUAUGAAACAUCCCGACAGUACGCUUUGGCAAUUGAAAAUUACAAGAAAUGUCUUGAGAUCGCCACUGAAAUAGAGGACAGACAAGAAGAGGUAGAUAUUAAUGAAAGCUUAGGAACACUUUACGAGCUUUUAGGAAAUUACCACGAGUCACUCAAUUGUCAUGAGAAGAGCUUGGCUAUGGCUAUACAGAUUUCCGACCGAGAGGGCGAAGGAAUCGCUUUGAUGAAUCUGGGAAUUGUAAACAGCUUUCUAGGAAACUAUCUAAAAGCAAUUGAAUGUUACGAGAAGUGCAUAGCCAUUGUUACAGAGAUCAAACGAAAAGACUGGGAAGGAAGGGCGUAUGGCAAUAUUGGGAAUGCUCAUCAGUCUUUGAAAAAUUACGAUAAAGCAAUUGAAUAUCACGAAAAAGCACUUGCUAUCGCAAAAGAGAUCGGUGACAGGCUUGGUGAGGGAAAUGCCUACGGAAACCUAGGUAAUGACUGUAAGCUGUUAGGGAAAUACCACGACGCAAUUGCACACUACCUUACAAGAAUUACAAUCGCUAAAGAGAUAGGCGACCUGCAAGGCGAGUCAACCGGUUAUGGAAGCACAGGCGAUGCCUACAGAUCAUUAGGUAAAUACAACGAAGCCAUUGAGUUCUACCAAAAGUAUCUCAACUUUUCUUUGAUGUUACGUGAUAGAAGAAGUGAAGGCAAGGCUUACUCAGCAUUAGGAAAUGUUUACCACUCUUUAGAGAAAAUCAAAGAAGCAAUUGAAUAUCUUGAAUGGAGUCUUAGCAUUGCUAGAGAGCUUGGUGACAGACAGAGAGAGGCAAUUGUGUAUAGUGAAUUAGGAGUUGCAUUUCAGGAUUUAGGUGAAUAUGAUAAGGCCAGUGAGAACCAGGAAAUGGCACUAAACAUAGCCGUUGAGCUAGGUGACAGACAGAAGCAAAGCAGUGCUUAUGUAAACUUAGGAAAUGUUAAUCACCUGUUGGGUCAAUAUCAAAAGGCAGUUAAAUAUCAUGAAAAAAGCCUUACUAUUGCUAAAGAAAUUGGAGACAGACACGGUGAAGGAAAUGCUAAUGGAAGCUUAGGAAAUGCUUAUCAAGCAUUAGGGAAUUACAAAGAGGCUAUAGAAUAUUACAAUAAAUGUCUUCACGUUGGUGGCUCGGAGUUUAGCGAUAGAAAAAGAGAAGGCGUCGUUUAUGGAAAUUUAGGAAAUGCAUAUCARGCUUUAGGAAAGUACAGCGAUGCCCUUCAGUAUUUCGAAAAAUCUUUGUGCGUAGGAACAGAUAUAGGAGACAGAAAAAUUGAGGCUAAUGCUUACGGCAACAUAGGCAGUACCUAUCAACUCUUAGGAAAGUAUCACAAGGCAAUUGAAUAUUGCCAGAAGUGUCUUGCAACCGCCAAGAAGAUAGGCGACAAACGGGCGGAAGGAAUUUGUUAUGGCAACUUAGGAAAUGCUUAUCAUUCACUGGGAUGUCUCAAUGAAUCCCUUAAAUUUCAGAAUAUGUGUCUUGCAAUUGCUGAAAAGAUUGGUGAUAGACAGAAUGAGAAAAAUUCUCUAGAAAACAUAGGAAAUGCUUACCGGGCAUUAGGGGAGUACACAGAAGCCAGUGAAUACCAUGAAAAGUCACUUAGAAUAUCAAAGGAAAUAGGUGACAGAAGGGGAGAAGGAGAUACAUAUGGUUCAUUAGGAUGUGAUCAUAUAGCAUCAGGAAAAAAUGAAGAGGCGGUCCAAUAUUUGAAAAGAUCUCUUAGCAUCGCUGUAGAGAUAGAAGACAGAAGAGGAGAAGGAGUUGCUCUUCGGAAUUUAGGUUAUGUGCACGAAAAAUUAGGUAAAUACAAAGAGUCAAUUGAGUAUAGCCAAAAAAGUCUUAGUAUAGCAAAAGAGAUUGGCGACAUCAAAGGAGAAGGAAUUGCUUAUGGGUACCUCGGAAGAGUUUAUAAAGCAUUGCAGAAGUUUCAAGUGGCAGCUGACUAUCAUGAAAAACAUCUCGGGAUAGUUAAGGAAAUAGGUGAUAAGCAAGGGGAAGGAAUCUCUUAUGGAAAUUUGGCAGCAACUUACAGAUCACUAAAGAAAUACAAGGAGUCAAUUGAAUUUUCCAAGAAAAGUCUUGUUAUUGCUAAAGAAUUAAGCUACAAAGCUGGAAUAGGAAUUGCACAUGGAAAUAUUGGUAUGUGCCGGUAUUUACAAAAAUCCGACGAGGACGAUAUCAGAAAAGAUCGCCUUUCCGAAGCGAAAGAACACUUGGAAAAGAGCAUCCAAUCUUUUGAAGAGCUGUUUGAUAACUUGAAAGAGAACGACGAGUUCAAGAUUUCUAUUGUUGAUACYUUCAUCACAAUUAACAAGAUUCUGUGUCAGACCUACAUAGAGAUGGGGCAGAUAGAAGACGCCGUUUUAAUGUCUGAAAGAGGUCGCGCACGCGCACUGGGAGAUUUGCUGCGCGUUAAGUACAGUAUAAAGAGCGACAGCCACUCACGGAGCAAUUUGCUAAGUCUCCAUGAUCUAAAUAUGGCCUCCUUCACUACUCUAUUUUAUGAUGCUCCAUAUGUCAAGGACGCUGUCCAGAUUUGGGUUUUGGGACAUGGAAAUCCACCACUAUUUGUUGACAGUAAAGUCAAAAAUACUGAAUCUUCACAAGACCCUUCAGAGUUUGCUGAAAUUGACACAGAAGACAUGGAAAUUGUAUCUCUUCAAGAUUGUCUGGAAAAAAGCUAUGACMAAAUGGACGUAAGAAAAGUAUUGGGUUGUGAAGACAGGUCAUUGAAAAUUGUAGAAAGUAGUGUCGAGAUCGAAGCCACGUCUACUCAAUUGGAAAAACUAGAUGUAGGAGCCAGUCGAGAUGAGCUCAGUACGAUGGGGCACAAGGAUAGGUGCAUAUAUGAAGAUGAAGAAGAUGAUCCGUUGACAGUACUAUUUGAAACAUUGGUCGGUCCARUGAAGAGUAGACUUAUCCAAGAUGAGAUUGUCAUCAUUCCUGAUGGCUCUCUGUUCAUGGUGCCAUUCGCUGCUCUUCAAGAUCUAGAGACAGGAAAGUUUUUAUCGGAAUUCAAACGCAUUCGUUUGGCUCCAUCAUUAACAACAUUGAAGGUUCUUCAAGAAUCUUUGGAUGAUCACCAUUACAAGUCAGGAGCACUAAUCAUUGGCAACCCAGCAACUAAAAAGGUGAAAUAUAGAGGCAAAGAAAUAACAAUAACCCCUUUACCCGGUGCAGAGGAUGAAGCUGUAGAGAUCGGCAAGCUCCUUGGAGUACCGCCAUUAAUUGGAAAACACGCAACAAAAGAAGUAAUUUUAAGAAAACUACAAGUUGGUGUGUCCGUCAUCCACUUUGCUGCACAUGGAAGUGAGAAAAAUGGCCAGAUUUUUCUUGCUCCUUCUAAACCUUCAACAACAAACAGUAUCCCAGAGGAAAAGGAAUACAUCUUGACUAUGAAGGAAGCACAAGAAAGUGGAAUUCGUGCUCAACUCGUUGUACUGAGUUGCUGCCAUAGUGGACGAGGAGAAAUCAGAUCAGAGGGAGUCAUCGGAAUGACUAGAGCAUUUCUUGCUGCAGGAGCUCGUGCCGUUGUGGCGUCAUUGUGGGCCAUUGAUGACCAAGCCACAAAGCUCUUUAUGUUGAAAUUCUAUACCUAUCUAAAGAAAGGAGAGAGUGCCAGUAAAAGUCUACAASAUGCCAUGAAAGASAUGAGAGAAACAGAGAAAUACAAAGAGCCAAGAUACUGGGCUGCUUUCUUCCUUAUUGGUGAUGACGUUACUAUCAGUAUAUAACUAAACAUUAGAACAUCUAGCAGGCAAAACCGUAAACCGAUUAAACAUCCAUUCGGUCGCGAUAUGGCCAGACAGCGAUUGCACUAUUCAAUGAUACUCCARGAUGCAGUUAUAACAGUAGGACAAAUAGACUUCUGAAGCUUGGUCACCUACUUGAUUUCCAAUGRAUUGUGGCAUCAGCUUCCGGAGAAAUCAAAAGAAAUCCGGUUUGUUCUAUAGCSAUACUCAAUGUUUAUCAACAARCAUAUUCUUAUUAUAUGUUAAUAUGCCAACCAUUAUAAGAAUGGCUUUUCACAAGUCGCUUUGUUAUAACAGCCAUGCAAUCGUCUUCUGGUUGGCACAAGAAAAACAAAGGCCUACGUCACAUUGAGUGGUGUCGCUAUACCAAACAUAUCAUAUAAUCCAUUGCGUAUACGGUAUAUGACGUAAAAGCUUCAGAGAUCUGUUAUAAGUCAUAAAUAAAGUAGUAGUAAGAGUACAAACACUAAAACUGUGCAACAUAAAUACCACUAAAUACUGCUAAAUUACGCUAAUUCUAUUGUUUUCUMUUGUUUAACACUAUUUUGUAGUAAAUAGUKGAAGGUAUUGCACACAUUUAAUGUUUGUACUCUAUUGAGCACGUGCACACUAUAGAGACAUAUUGACGUGAAUUAUUAUGUAACCUGAAGACAGAAAGUCGUAUGAGGAAAUACUUCACCAUUCAAUUAUUAAAAAAAGAAUAAAUCGCAUGGGUGAUAAUAUAAAGGAAAGUUUAAUAACAAUCUUUUAAGGAUAGUAAUAUUUUAUGCAAUUUCAAGGAUAUGGUGUGUGUGGAUAUAAGAAAUGCACUGCACUAUAACAAAACAAAAAACAAAAACAAAAAAACAAACAAACAAAAAACAAACAAACAAACAAAACAAAA
This is a messenger RNA of Exaiptasia diaphana, 5364 nucleotides long. Its product is annotated as tetratricopeptide repeat protein 28. Gene Ontology annotation, molecular function: protein binding. Bases 585 to 4463 code for a protein of 1292 amino acids. The transcript is spliced from 3 exons. NCBI's taxonomy places the organism in Eukaryota, Metazoa, Cnidaria, Anthozoa, Actiniaria, Aiptasiidae. The record is from RefSeq and is a predicted model, not a curated record.